GUCAGCCGUCCUCCCCAUCCCUUUUCAUUUCUGUCAGCUUGGCUUCAUGUUUACAACCUACACAGUUCAGCCGCUCCUGCGUGGAGUGCACUUAGAUGACAUUUCUGCUACGGGAACGUCAUCAUUGUCGAGGUCUUUUCUUGACAGACCCUCACAUGGAGGCCAAGCAGGGGGCGGAAGUAGUCCAGUUUCAAAAUCUUCAGGAAUAUUUAAUAGGAAUACACGACCUCUCAUUGAAUCUAUAGAUAAUUUUGAGAACCAUCUCUACCUUGGGACAUCUGAUGGGAUAUUGCUUCAUUAUACGAUUGAUGAACAAAUAUCUUCUGAAUCUGAUUUACCUCGCUCGCGUCUUGUCCAAAGGAAAACUCUUGGGUUCGGGAAGAAGGUGGUUGAGCGUAUCAUGGUUAUUUCGUGCCUUCGCAUGGCCAUUGUUUUAUGUGAUUCUGCCAUGACAUUCUAUAGCCUUCCGGGUUUCUCUCCGUUCGCCCAUCAAGUCUUACCACCUAUUAAAGGGGUUACAGCAUUCUGCGACGAUAGUUCACAAAGAGGUCAACUUGCCGAGGAUGGGAGUGUUCGCCUAUGCAUUACGAAGCGGAGGACUAUUCAGUUUUAUAGUCUUUGGAGCGACGCUAUAUCAGAACCAAGAGAAUUGAAUCUCCCCAAUGGCGCACUAGUUGUUACAAGAUGGAGGAAUAUCGUUUGUGUUGCGGACUCAAACGAUUUCAAUCUGAUUGACAUUCGAGUAGGCAGGAUGAUCCCAGUCUUACCCGUUGUACAAAAUGGGCCUGGGUCAAGUGCUCAGGUUCUCAAGCCUGUAUGCCUUCCAAUUGCAGAAAACGAGUUUUUGUUGGCCAGCGCUACCAGUUCAGGGCAGACAGCCAUUGGGAUAUUUUGUAGUGGAUCAGGAGACCCAGUUCGUGGAACACUGCAAUGGUCAAGCUACCCUAGAGCCUUGGCUGUGGAAUUUCCAUACGUUACUGCUCUUUUGAGAGGCAACAUAAUUGAAAUCCACAAUAUUUUGGAUCAAAAGUUAGUUCAGUCGAUCCGUCUUGAUCCUAGCAUCGAGUUACGGACACUUAUGCAAGGACCCGGUAUCACAGUAUGGAUGUCAACUUUGGCCAAGGUGCUCACUCUGUUAACAGGAAGCCAGGACACGCAACAAGGAGUAGGAAUCGAUCAAAAGCAGCAGGACACAAACAGAUUACCAAAUGUUCUUGCAAGGAUCCUAAUUGCUGGAAAGGACAGCGUAUCGGCGCUUGUAACAACUCCAUUAGUACUUCAUGCCGAUAUGCUUCUACAGCAGGGCCGUGUUGAAGAAGCAUUGCUUUUGUCUGAGAAGACUAUUGCCACAAUCUCUUCAGAAAACCUUCAUAGAGAGCGUUUGCAAAUGGAAUUGGAUUAUAUUCACCAAAAAUCGGGCCUCAUCUAUCUUGGUGAAACUUUGUUUGAUGAUGCGUUUGGGCUUUUUCAACGAGGAAGAAUGGAUCCACGAGUGCUUAUAUCCAUUUUCCCUGAUGUUUUACAACGAGUUGAUCUUAUGAGUCAAGUCAGCCUGUUUCGAGGAAUCAGGGAUCAGAUUGAACGGCUAAGAACUUUACCAGAUAUCAUUAAUAACCUAGCAAAAGCAGGUAGUGAACAGAGCGAGGAAUUUGGCAAGGUUUUGCUGGGAAAUGCAAAAGAAGUCUUUUUGCAAUACCUUACGCGGUAUCGGAAAGAGGGUAUAGCUCGUAAAAAUCGCCCACUUCCUCAAGCUGAGGCUACAGAUACGGCACUACUUGGGCUCUGGGUGGACAGUGGAGAUGAUGCCAGUUUAAUACAGCUGCUUAAUUCCAAUAAUCUAUGCAUCCCGGACUUGUGUGAACAAAAGCUUAAGGAUAAUGGUAAGCAUUAUGCUCUCUCGAUCUGGUACAAGUCUAGGAAGGAUUACAAGAUGACACUUUCUCUAUGGAAAAGUCUAUUUCUUGGAGAGGUUAAGGACAACUCGUUCGAUAUGGGACUUCAGGAUAUGGCUACGCUGCUACAAUCGCUCCAAGACAUUAGUCUUGUAGAGGAAUAUGGAUGGUGGGUCGUGGAACAGGAUGAAAGCAUUGGACUGAAGAUUUUCAUGCCUGGAGAAACAAAAAGGGCGGCAUUAUUCGAUCCGGACCAAGUGCUUGCAAAAUGUAAGUCAAAAAUCAGCAAUGAAGGACUCUUGACUUACAUGGAAUAUGUAGUUAUCCAGAGAAAAAGUGAGUCUUCAGAGCACCAUGAAAUGCUCAUACAAAUGUAUGUGGACAAUAUCAAAAGAUUGACAGAGGACAUGAAUACUCUCUCGCGACACAACGAAGUUGUAUUGGAAUUUACAAAUCUCCAGAAGCGAUAUUUACUUGGGCUCGAUGGAUCUCGAAAGUCUUCGGAUACAACCACUAAGGCAGCUCCAGUACUCUCAUACAGUAGUACUUUUGCUGCUUUUUUGCAUUCACAUGCAAAGUCGGAUCUUGUAUGCAGCUACCGCUCAAAGUUGUCAUUACUUUUGCAACUAUCUGUACACUAUACUGCUUCGACUGUCUUACCUCAAGUCGAAGCGGUUUCCCAUCUAAAAUUUGAAAAGGCUAUUCUACUUGCUAGGCUUGCUUGUUAUGAGGAAUGCAUCAAGAUUAUGGUUAAAGAUAUUAGUGACUAUCAAGGGACCGAAAUAUUUUGUCUGAAUGCAGGGGUAUUCAGGAGUCCAAGAAGGACAUCUAGAGGUCUCGCAUCAGAGGGUUCACAACCAAAGGAAUCUACGGCCGAAAUAGAAAAAAAAAAGCAGUUAUUCAUGAUUUUACUUCAAGAGUAUUUGCACCUGGCGCAGGAUCAGGGCAUGGUGGCGCUUGCAUUGUCUCUCUUGGAUUCACAAUCGUCAUAUUUGGACAUUGCAGAGGUCAUCCACAUGUUGCCGCCAGUUUGGUCAGUAGAAUUGCUCCAGCGUUACCUUGUAAGAUCUCUACGUAGGAGUUACCAUGAGUUUAAGGAAAUUCAGGUUGUCAAGGGACUCUCUCUGGGAGAAAACCUUCGGAUAAGCGAGGAGCUCUACCAGCUCUAUGAAGCACAGGGACCAGUAAUUAUUACCGCAGACGAUAUCUGUCAUGUAUGUGGUACGGCUGUAGCUGACACUGUGUUUAUGAGGACAGUGGAUAUGAAAGUGGUUCAUCUUCACUGUGGAUCGUUGCAGUCCUCGUCAUAGAUGAUUCAACCAAUAAUAAAAAACGCGUCUUG
This is a messenger RNA of Lobosporangium transversale, 3234 nucleotides long. Its product is annotated as vacuolar sorting protein 39 domain 2-domain-containing protein. The record is from RefSeq and is a predicted model, not a curated record. The coding region runs from base 47 to 3202 and encodes 1051 amino acids. NCBI's taxonomy places the organism in Eukaryota, Fungi, Mortierellomycota, Mortierellomycetes, Mortierellales, Mortierellaceae. Gene Ontology annotation, cellular component: cytoplasm; fungal-type vacuole membrane. The transcript is spliced from 14 exons. Gene Ontology annotation, biological process: autophagy; endosomal vesicle fusion; vesicle-mediated transport.